This is a messenger RNA of Colletotrichum karsti, 1338 nucleotides long. Its product is annotated as aspartic proteinase. The transcript is spliced from 4 exons. The record is from RefSeq and is a predicted model, not a curated record. Gene Ontology annotation, molecular function: aspartic-type endopeptidase activity. NCBI's taxonomy places the organism in Eukaryota, Fungi, Ascomycota, Sordariomycetes, Glomerellales, Glomerellaceae. Gene Ontology annotation, biological process: proteolysis. Bases 1 to 1338 code for a protein of 445 amino acids.
AUGUUGCCCCUCUCGCUCCUCUUGACGCUGCUCCCAGCGCUGGGCCACGCGGUCCCGACAACCCAGGCCGACGUCGACAAUGACCCCGCCGCCGCCCCGGCCCGCCCCGGAUCUCCCUUCACGAUCCCCGUCCGCGCCAACCCGCACCACGUCCCCGACGGCCCGGCCGAGCUCGCGGCCGCGUACCGCAAGUGGGACAUGCCCGUGCCGGAGGGCCUCGAGAGGCACGAGCUGUCACGCCGCGCCGGAUACUCCUCCGGAAUCUCGGCCGCGACUAGCACCGGCGGCGACAGCUACUGGCUCAGCGACAUCUACGUCGGCUACCCCGAGGCGCAGGCCCUCCCGGUCAUGAUCGACUCCGGAUCCCCCGACUUCUGGCUGUUGUCCACCGACACCCAAUUCCCCGAGGUGGCUUCGUUGGUGGCGAGACCUCCCCUCUACAACCCCAAGUUGUCCGAAGCAAGCCAAGAAGUCCCCGGCUUCGCCUGGAACGUCCAGUACAGCGACAAAGGCAGCAGCGACCUCCGAGGAAAGGUCUACUUCGACAACCUCCGCAUCGGCAAGAUCGGGGACCUGCACUGGUUCAACAUCACCAACGCGACGAUCCAGUCCGCCGUGACCAUCGGCCCGCGCAUCGCCGUCGACCCGCGCCGCACCGGCGUCCUCGGCAUCGCAAAGACCCGCCGCUCCACAAUCACCCCGCAGAUGCCCACGACCAUGGACCGCCUGCGCGCCGAGCUGCACUUCGAGUCCAUCGGGAUCGACCUGCGCCACAACUCCUCCCGGGGCUUCUUCGACUUCGGCUCCGGCCGCACCGGCGGCGCCGCCGACCUCGUCCACGAGCCCGUCCCCGUGCCCGCCACCGACCACUGGGACUUCCGCGUGAGCCUGUUCCGCAUGAGCACCAUGGGCGAGUCCGAGUGGUGGACGACGGCCUUCCUGGCGACCGUCGACACGGGCACCAGCCUGCUCCUGCUGCCCGGCAUCUACGUCGCCAAGUACUACUCCGAGAUCCCGGGCGCCACGUUCGACACGGACCUGCAGUCGUGGCUGUUCCCCUGCGACAUCGCGUCUGGCAUCCCGGACUUUGAGUUCCAGACGAGCGGCGGCUAUCGCGGUAAGCUUCCCAAGGAGUACAUCAACUUUGGUCCGGUGCCUAGCGCUACCGACAAGUGCUUCGGCAGCAUCCAGAACAGCGCCAGCAAGCAGGCCAUUUUCGGUGCGGCGGUCCUCAAGACAAUGUAUGUCCAGCUGAAUUAUGGCGAGCAGGGCAGUUUUGUCAGUUUCGGCAAGAAAGGACUUGAUGCUUGUUCGUUUACCAGCACCUGCACGGUGUAG